AUGAGCCAGUAUUGCCGACCUUUCCAACUGCUCGCAUCUUUUCUAUGUUGUUUCCUAGUGUUUGUAACAGCUAACAAGGAGAAGAUAAAUCAACGUGAUUAUCAGGUGUGUGCAGGAAUGUAUUCCAAGGAAGACUGGAAGGGCAAAGUCAAUCCAUUUAUAUCAUUCAAUCUUAAGAAAAUAAGUGGAUUGAGUAUAGAUUCUGAUCCUGGUAUAAUUGUUGCAAUUUAUGAUUUUCAAGAUUUCGAGCACUUGGGCGUAGAAAUGUCCGACGGAGAAAUGUACUAUGUUUGUGAUGAUUAUGCUGUUGAUACCGGACUUUGUGAAGAGGAAGAUCGUGAUAAGUUUAUUAUUCAGGACGUUGUAUAUGAUCCGUAUACUUCCGCCAACAGGUCUCUGGCCAAUCCAAUCAUGACCUUUUCUCAAAAUGAGGUAGGUUUACAUGAUGUUAGCUAUCCAGUAACGGAGACGGGUUUUUAUUGUGUCACUGCCUUCAAAUCAACGGGCUCUACCAAAUUCAACGCUGUGGUGAAUUUUAGGAAUGCGUAUGGACAUCUUGCAGGCACUGAGAUUAAUAAGCUGCCGCUAUAUGGUCUUUUAGCUGUGGCGUAUGUUGUAGCCAUGGCGUUAUAUUCAUUCGCCUUCUGGAAACACAAGCACGAAUUGCUACCAUUACAAAAAUAUUUGUUGGCCUUUUUCGUGUUUUUAACCGCAGAAACAAUAUUUGUAUGGGCUUACUAUGAUUUGAAAAAUGAAAAGGGCAAUACAGCGGGAAUUAAAGUUUACAUGGUGUUCCUAUCUAUAUUGACGGCUGGUAAAGUCACAUUUUCAUUUUUCCUAUUAUUGAUUAUUGCUCUGGGUUACGGUAUUGUAUACCCUAAGUUAAAUAAGACUUUGAUGAGGCGUUGCCAAAUGUAUGCUGCAUUGACGUAUGCAAUCUGCAUUGGAUUUUUAAUCCAAAGUUAUUUGACUAAUAUGGAAGCACCAUCUCCAUUGAUCCUGAUCACUUUGAUCCCUAUGGCGCUUGCAUUGGUCAUUUUCUACUACAUGAUUAUCAGAUCCAUGACAAAAACCGUUAUUUAUUUGAAAGAACAGAGACAGAUUGUGAAACUGAAAAUGUACAAAAAGUUGCUGCUUAUCAUGUAUGCUUCUUUUCUAAGUGUUCUAGCUGGCAGUAUAGUUUCAUCUUUUAUUUACGUCGGCAUGAACACCAUUGAUAUGAUUGAGAAAAAUUGGAGAUCGAGGUUCUUCGUUACGGAUUUUUGGCCUACAUUAGUGUAUUUCAUUGUUUUUGUCAUUAUUACAUUCUUAUGGAGACCAACUGACACUUCAUACAUGUUAGCUGCAUCUCAGCAAUUACCUACAGAUCCAGAAAACGUUGCAGACUUCGACUUAGGUGAUUUACAAUCCUUCGACGAUCAAGAUGAUGCUAGCAUCAUCACUGGCGAGCACGGCAUAGACGAAGACAUGAAUUUGAAUUUUACUGAUGAUGAAGAAGGGAAUGAUAAUGUUAAUAAUCAUGGCCUAGGUCAUGAACCUUUACCGUCCUAUCCAAAAAAAUAA
Messenger RNA from Saccharomyces kudriavzevii IFO 1802, 1563 nucleotides. RefSeq names its product Ptm1p (gene PTM1). The record is from RefSeq and is a predicted model, not a curated record. Lineage: Eukaryota; Fungi; Ascomycota; Saccharomycetes; Saccharomycetales; Saccharomycetaceae. Gene Ontology annotation, cellular component: Golgi apparatus; membrane. Gene Ontology annotation, biological process: retrograde transport, endosome to Golgi. The transcript has a single exon. Bases 1 to 1563 code for a protein of 520 amino acids.